AUGGCUUCCAUUCCCGACGCCGUCGCCGACUCGGUCAAGAAGCUCGGCCUCAAUGGCUCGCUAGAGCACACCAACGGCUCCUUCGACGGCGCCGUCAAGGUCCGGAGCAUCUGCUGCGUCGGCGCUGGCUAUGUCGGCGGCCCUACUGCCGCCGUCAUUGCCUUCCAGAACCCUCACAUCCGGGUGACGGUCGUGGACCGCGACGAGAGCCGCAUCCGCCGCUGGAACUCGCGCCAUCCCCCCAUCUACGAGCCGGGCCUGCACGAUAUUGUCCGCGUGGCCCGUGACGGCGGCCGCGAGACGAGCUUCUCCAACGAGCCCCUGUCCUCCGACUCCGAGUCCUCGGCCCUCUCCGAUGGCGACCCCGUCAUGCCCCGCCGCGCCGGCAACCUCUUCUUCACCACCGACGUCGCCACCACCAUCGCCGAGGCCGACAUUGUCCUCGUGGCCGUCAACACCCCUACCAAGGAGCGCGGCGUCGGUGCCGGGAGCGCCACCGACAUGACGGCCUUUGAGGCUGUCACCGCCGUCGUUGCCCAGUAUGCCCGCGAGGGGGCCAUCAUUGUCGAGAAGAGCACCGUCCCCUGCCGGACCGCCCAGCUGGUCGCCGAUACGCUGUCCAUGCAUCGCCCCGGUGUUCACUUCGAGAUUCUGUCCAACCCCGAGUUCCUGGCUGCUGGAACUGCCGUCAACGACCUGCUCUACCCCGACCGCAUCCUCAUUGGCUCUGCGCCGACGCCCUCGGGCAAGCGGGCUGCCGAGGCUCUCGUCGGCGUCUAUGCCUCGUGGGUCCCCCGUGAGCGCAUCCUCACCACAAACGUCUGGUCCUCGGAGCUCGCCAAGCUCGUCGCCAACUCGAUGCUCGCCCAGCGCAUCUCGAGCAUCAACUCCAUCUCGGCCGUGUGCGAGCAGACGGGCGCCGACGUCGACGAGGUGGCGCGCGCCAUUGGCGUUGACCCUCGCAUCGGAAACAAGUUCCUCAUGGCCGGCAUCGGCUUUGGUGGCAGCUGCUUCAAAAAGGACGUCCUGAACCUCGUCUAUCUGGCCGACACCAUGGGCCUGCCCGAGGUGGGCGAGUACUGGCGGCAGGUGGUCAAGAUGAACGACUAUGCGCGCGACCGCUUUACAAACCGCGUCAUCAAGUGUCUCAACAACACGCUCGUAGGCAAAAAGGUGACCAUCCUCGGCUACGCCUUCAAAAAGGACACGUCGGACACGCGAGAGGCGCCGGCGCUUGAGAUGAUCAAGACGCUUCUGGAAGAGCGGCCCCGGGAGAUUGCCGUCUUCGACCCCUGCUGCAAUCCGCUGGUGGUCAAGGACGAGAUCAAGAUGAUCCUCGGUCCGCUAGCGGCGGGCAACAACAUCUCCGUCUACGGCAACGCAUACGACGCCUGCCGCGACAGCACAGCCGUCGUCAUCGCCACCGAGUUUGACGAGUUUCGAAACCAACCCGUCGCCAGGCGAACGCAGGCCCCAGCGACGGCCGGGGUGGCGGGUCGUAAGCCCAACCCCAAGUCGGACCCCCGGCCGUUCAAGUCGUCGAGGCUGGCCGAGAACGACUGGCUGGCGCUGCACAAGCACCUGGUGCAGCGAGCCGGGGAGACGUCGGACGACCCACUGGAGCGAUUCAACCGAGAGCCCACAUGCGCCGAGGAUUGUCCCGACUGCAUCCAGGAGAGGGAGAGCAAGAAGACGGGCUUUGCCACGGGCAUGGGCAGCGCGGACGAGUACAAGCCCAAGGAGCGGCUGGACUGGGUGCGCAUCGCCGACAGGAUGGCCAAGCCGCGGUGGGUGUUUGACGGCCGAGGCGUCAUUGACUCUCGCGAGAUGGUCAAGCUGGGCGUCAGGGUCGAGAGCGUCGGACGCCAGCACCGAUUCUAG
Hirsutella rhossiliensis is the source of this 1881-nucleotide messenger RNA. Its product is annotated as UDP-glucose/GDP-mannose dehydrogenase family, NAD binding domain-containing protein. The record is from RefSeq and is a predicted model, not a curated record. Gene Ontology annotation, biological process: glycosaminoglycan biosynthetic process; polysaccharide biosynthetic process. Gene Ontology annotation, molecular function: NAD binding; UDP-glucose 6-dehydrogenase activity. NCBI's taxonomy places the organism in Eukaryota, Fungi, Ascomycota, Sordariomycetes, Hypocreales, Ophiocordycipitaceae. The transcript is spliced from 3 exons. Gene Ontology annotation, cellular component: nucleus; cytosol. Bases 1 to 1881 code for a protein of 626 amino acids.